GCGGAGACGCGUGCGGCCGGGGAGGUGGAGGCCGCCGAUGCCCCGCGACCUGGGACCCCAGCCGGCCUCAGCUCCCGCGCGGGCCCGCCCUCGGUAAUUACAGAGAUUAGGAAGUGGCUACGUCAACUCUCUUCCAGAGGAUAAACAUCACAAAGCAUUGACUGGGGGCAGCUCGCCAAGAAGAGCCAGGUUGCGGCAGGGAAUACAAUUCCAGUACCCACAAGAGACGUGACGACUCGCGUGCCGGCGAGCACAGGCUGCUCCUCGGGCUUCUUGUAGGUUCUGUCCUGUGAUGGGGAAGCUGCAGAGCAAACUCAAGUACAGCACGUACAGAUACAGCAGGCCUGAUGGAAUUAUAGAGGAGAGGGUCCCAGCUAAGACUCUCCAAGAGUACAGCCCCGCUCACGUGGAUUCUGUCUCUGUGGUGGCUGCUCUGAGCUCAGACCUCUGUGUCUCUGGAGGAAAAGACCAGACCGUCGUGGCCUAUAACUGGAAAACUGGAAACGUGGUGAAGAAGUUCAAAGGACACGAACGCGAGAUCACCAAGAUCGCCCUGGGCUACCGCUCGGACCGGUUCUUCAGCGCCUCUCGGGACAGGAGGGUCCUGAUGUGGGACCUGCACGGCCCGGCGCAGCCCCUGCAGCAGCUGUCGGGCCACGCCAUGGUGGUCACCGGCCUGGCCGUGAGUCCAGACUCCUCGCGGCUGUGCUCGGGCUCCCGGGACAACACGCUGCUGCUCUGGGACGUGGGGCGCGGCCACUGCGUGCAGAGCGCAUCCGUCUCCCGGAACCUGGUCACUCACCUGUGCUGGGUCCCCCGGGAGCCAUACAUCCUGCAGACCUCGGAAGACAAAACCCUCAGACUAUGGGACAGUCGGGGGCUGCAGGUGGCUCACGUCUUUCCCGCCAAGCAGCAUAUCCAGACGUACUGUGAGGUCAGCGAGGACGGGCACAGGUGCAUCUCCUGCAGCAGUGGCUUUGAGGGAGAAGGCUGUGAGGCCACGUUAUGGGACCUACGACAGACGAGGAACCGAGUAUGCGAGUACCGGGGCCAUUUCCAGACUGUCGCAUCCUGCGUCUUUCUGCCAAGAGCACUGGCCUCGGUGCCCACGGUCGCUACCUCAUCGCAUGACUGCAAGGUGAAGAUUUGGAACCAAGACACGGGAGCCUGCCUUUCCACCCUGUCUCUGGACGGCUCCGGACCUCUGACUUCCCUGGCCGUUGGCGACACCAGCUCCUUGCUGUGCGCAAGUUUCAACCGAGGAAUUCACUUACUCCGAGUGGACCGAAGCCGAGGGCUGGAACUGCGGCAAGUGGCAGCCUUCUGAGGCCAGGAGGCAGUCUCCGGACAAUAGACACCCGUGGCCCUCCUUGCUCAGCCUGGCUGUGUCUUUCCACGUCCCCCGCAGGAAACCCUGUGGUGCUCGCAUUCUUCGUUAGAUUCGCUUAGGAGGUUUAUCCGUCCCUGGUUCCACGUCAGGCGCAAGGUCAGAACCAGGAACCAUGCACAAAUUCCGUGGAAGUUAAACCCAAGCGCAGGUUCCAGUGAGCGUGGGCUCCAAAUGCUGGCCUCGGUGUGGGGGUCUUAGAACCCUGACUGCGAGAGGCAGAGCACGAGGUCUGCGGCCACUGAACUUGCCCAUCUCUCUGCAGAAGACAAAAGCACAGACAUUGCAGAGCCGCUUCCUCACAGGAGGAGAGCAGGUGCUGGGAAAAGGGCAGGUGGGGAAGUCACCCCUGGGAGUGACCACGCAGACAGGGAGUCUGCACGCCCCACAGUUGGUGGCCUGCAGGGAGAGGCAGCCACGUCCUCGCAUGAAGAACCCAGGGAUCCACGGAGCUCUGGGAUGCUGCCGCAAAGACAGGAUAAAGGCAGGCCCAGGGCACCAGGCUGGGUGGCUGGAGACACACAGUAGCAUGUGGCUGGCACUUGCCUCACCCACCCGCCGGUUCCCCUCCGGUCACCACGGCCCUGCAGGGCGAAGAAUCAGAGUCAGGGCAAGAAACCAGGUUCGGGGGCCAGAGCGAUAGUUCAGCGGGGAGGGCGUUUGCCCUGCAUGCGGCUGGCCAGGGUUCAAUCUCCAUCAUCCCCUCUGUUCCCCGGAGCGUCCCCAGAGUAAUUAGAGUGCAGAGCCAGGAGGAAGUUUCUCUUCUGGAAACGUUCGUUUCCCUGGACACUGCCUGUGGGUUUGCUCUGCGCGUCCGCCCCUGGGUGGUCUGCAGAGGGCGCAGCGGAAUAACUGCAGUGUUGCCAGAUGUGGAAUGGCCCUCUGUGCCCCCUCAGGCUCCCGGCCCCUGAACACGUCUCCAGGCCGCUGAGGAGCACCUGUUCACUUACAGAGCACCCCCAGACCACGUGACUUUGGGGAAUCCCCCUCUCGAGUCACAGGGAGACGUUUCCCAAAGCCUGAUUGUUUUUCCCCCUACGUAAGCACACAGACCCCCUGGACUCUGGCCAAUUUCCUAUUUAGAGGUUGAUUUUGUAUUUAAAUGUGAUUUUGUUUUGCUUGGGCCACGCCCAUCAGUGCUCAGGAGCUCCUCUCGGCUCUGUGCUCAGGAGUCUCUGCAGGCGGUGCCCCGGGAACCCUCCAGUCAGGGUUUGACCCAAGCCUCCCGCUCCAGGACUCUCUCUCGGGCCCCCAUAUUGGAAUUGUAAAGAAAUUCACACAUUUACUUAAGUGAAGACUGCUAUGCGUUUGUCCUGGGAUGGCCCCAGGACCCUCCUCAGAGACUGUGACUGUGUCGGUCCCUUUUGUUGAAGAGCCUCGUGUUUGCCUCAGGCCUGCGUCCGUCCUGCACCGGUCCUUCCGUCCCUCUCGCAGCCACUGUGGGUAAGCACGUGUGCGGGGUUAUCGCUCCAGCGUCAGUGACCUCACCUUCCCACGGGAGGCACGUGCUCUCCCACCCGCCCUCCCCCGUGUCCCUGUCUUCCUGCCUCCUGUCUGCUACAGGGGCCGAGGAGAUGGCCCCAGGGCUGGAGCCCAGCACCUCACAGUUCCCCCAAACGCUUCAGGGAACGGUCCCUGAGCUGUCUUCCUACCCUCCAAUAAGUAAAUAUGAUUGUGUGUGUGUGUGUGUGUGUGUGUGUGUGUGUGUGUGUGUGUGUGUGUGUGAUACGCUUUAGACUCAGGAGACAGUACAGGGAUUUAGGGCUCGCCUGAUUCAUGGUCGAUGCCCGUUCGAUCCGGUACUCAUUGUGGUCUGAGCUCUGCCAGGAGUAAACCCUGAACAAUGCCAGGUGUGGCCCAGAUCUCCCCCUCAAAAAAAAAAAGAAAAAAUAUAUAUAUGCUUUGAGUCAUAGGAGAUUAUUUAACCUGUGUGAAUAAUUGUUACACUGUGUGUCGCUUUCUAAGCCGAACGGAGUGUGCGUUUUGGGUCUGCUGUAACAGGCCUUCCUAGCACUGACAGGAACAGUUCCAACCCACCAUUGGCUGAGUUCCUGCACGUGGGGCCCAUGGGGAUGGAGAACCCGGAUUAUUUAAGGAAUGUAAGUGAUCAUUAGCAAUGACCUUCAUUUUGAUACAGGUUUUUUUUUUUUUAUGGGGGGAGCUCUUUGGGGGCUCAGACCUGGUGGUGCUUUCAGGGCCUACGCCUGGCUCUGUACUUCGGGGUCACUCCUGGUGGUACUCUGGGGCCAUACGUGGUGCUGGGAAAUGGAGCCAGAUUCGCCACAUGCAAGGCAAGUGCCUUCAGCCUCUGAUUUUGACACAGGAAUUUUUUUUUAAAAUUUUAUUGAAUCACCGUGAGAUAGUUACAAGCUCUCAUGUUUGAAUUUUUUAUUUUUUAUGCUUUUUGGGUCACACCCGGCGAUGCUCAGGGGUUACUCCUGGCUCUGCACUCAGGAAUUACUCCUGGCAGUGCUCAGGGGGACCAUAUGGGAUGCUGGGAAUCGAACCCGGUUCGGCCGCAUGCAAGGCAAACGCCCUCCCCGCUGUGCUACCGCUCCAGCCCCCUCUCAUGUUUGAGUUACAAUCACACAACGAUCAAACACCCAUCCCUCCACCAGUGCACCUUCCCCACCACUGAUAUCCCGGGUAUAACCCCCCUUUCCCGCCCUCCCCCUGCCUCCAUGGCAGACAAUAUUCCCCAUACUCUCUCUCUAAUUUUGGGCAUUAUGACUUGCAACACAGACACUGAGAGGUCAUCAUGUUUGGUCCAUUAUCUACUUUCAGCAUGCAUCUCCCAUCCCAACUGGUUCCUCCAGCCAUCAUUUUCUUAGUGAUCCCUUCUCUAUUCCAUCUGCCUUCUCCCCUCCGCCCAUGAAGCAGGCUUCCAGCUAUGGGGCAGUCCCCCUGACCCUUGUCUCUACUGUCCUUGGGUUUGACAUGGGAAUUACAAAUGUUGUAUUCGCA
This is a messenger RNA of Sorex araneus (European shrew), 4351 nucleotides long. It is a transcript of the gene WDR31, whose product is annotated as WD repeat domain 31. Gene Ontology annotation, molecular function: protein binding. Bases 293 to 1327 code for a protein of 344 amino acids. The record is from RefSeq and is a predicted model, not a curated record. The transcript has 11 exons. Lineage: Eukaryota; Metazoa; Chordata; Mammalia; Eulipotyphla; Soricidae.